This is a messenger RNA of Diospyros lotus (date-plum), 1798 nucleotides long. Its product is annotated as pentatricopeptide repeat-containing protein At4g21705, mitochondrial. The record is from RefSeq and is a predicted model, not a curated record. NCBI's taxonomy places the organism in Eukaryota, Viridiplantae, Streptophyta, Magnoliopsida, Ericales, Ebenaceae. The transcript has 2 exons. Gene Ontology annotation, molecular function: protein binding. Bases 64 to 1566 code for a protein of 500 amino acids. Gene Ontology annotation, cellular component: mitochondrion.
CUACUCUCAAAAACUCGCUCCAUUUCUCCAUUGGAGCUCAGUCGAUCGAGCUCGAUUUCAACGAUGAAAUCGACUCGCAGACUCUUCGAAACAAUAAUUACAAGCACGAACGCUGGCAUUUCGGCGGCAAGCCGAUGGUAUUACACGAACAGGCAGGUGGGGAAGGCAACGCUGUACUCGAAGAUCAGUCCAUUGGGAGACCCAAGCACCAGAGUAAGCCAGGAGCUCGAUGGCUGGGUUGAGAGCGGCAAAAAAGUCCGAGCCGGGGAGCUCCACCGCAUCAUUCACGACCUCCGCAAGCGCCGGCGCUUCUCUCAGGCCCUCGAGGUUUCUGAGUGGAUGAAUAAGAAAGGUAUUUGUGUAUUCUCACCAACUGAACAUGCCGUGCAGUUGGAUCUUAUUGGGAAAGUCCAUGGAUUUCUUUCUGCUGAAAGCUAUUUUAUUGGCUUGAGUGACCAAGAUAAAACAGAUAAGACAUAUGGUGCUCUCUUGAAUUGUUAUGUCCGACAGCGCCAAACAGAGAAGACGUUGUCUCACUGGCGGAAAAUGCAGGUGAUGGGUUUUGCUUCAUCCCCACUCACUUACAAUGACAUUAUGUGCCUGUACACAAACAUUGGUCAGUACGAGAAAGUCCCUGAUAUCCUAACCGAGAUGAAGGAGAACAAAGUUUCUCCUGACAAUUUCAGCUACAGAAUCUGCAUCAACUCAUAUGGCGUGAGAUCAGAUAUUGCCGGAAUGGAACAGAUUUUAAAAGAAAUGGAGAGCCAACCCCACAUUGUCAUGGACUGGAAUACUUACGCCGUUGUGGCAAAUUUUUACAUCAAGGGAGGCCUAACUGCAAAGGCCAUUGAUGCCUUGAAAAAAUCAGAGGAGAAACUAGAUGACAAAGAUGGUAUUGGUUAUAAUCAUUUAAUUUCGCUCUACGCUAGUUUGGGGAACAAGGCCGAGGUUUUAAGAUUAUGGGAUCUUGAGAAGAGUGCUUGUAAGAGGUGCAUCAACAAGGACUACAUUACCAUGCUGGGAUCCCUGGUGAGGCUGGGUGAACUCGAGGAAGCUGAGAUAGUACUAAAAGAGUGGGAGAAGUCUGGUAAUUGUUAUGAUUUCCGAGUGCCAAACCAAGUCAUCGUUGGCUAUUGUGUGAAGGGGUUGUUUGAGAAAGCUGAGGCUAUGCUUGAAUUCUUGAAGGAAAAGGGUAGGCCCUCAAACCCAGCUAUCUGGGGCAGGGUGGCCAAAGGGCACCUAGACAAGGGACACAUGAACAAGGCCAAGGACUGCAUGAAUUCAGCUCUCUCUUUACGCAAGGAAAAUAAAGGAUGGAAGCCCAAUCCCAAUGUAAUUACAGGCAUAUUGAGUUGGCUGGGUGGCACAGGUAGCAUCAAGGAUGUAGAAGCCUUUGUGGCCUCUUUAAGGACCGUUGUUCCAAUGGACAGACAGAUGUACCAUGCCUUGCUUAAAGCAAACAUUAGAAGUGGCAAAGAAGUGGGUGGGCUUCUGAGGAAAAUGAAGGCUGAUAAAAUCAAUGAAGAUAAAGAAACGAGAAAGAUCCUUGACCUGACUGAUGACUAGUUGAAACCAAAUGAUUUCAUACUUGGGAGAAAAUUGCGUUUGGUUCCAUGAGGUUCAUAAUAAGCGUCUUAUUGGAAUUACAAGAAUGUUAAGAACCAAGUUCUGCGAUAGGAUCAUGCUGACUAUGACGACAAGCAAUUCUUGGCCUUGCAAAUCGAAUCAUGGAUCGAAUUUGUCCUGGUCUUCUUGUAAAACCCUUCUUCAUGUGAAUAGAUUUUCAUAAUUUCGCCCA